Molecule: messenger RNA, 492 nt
Organism: Lentithecium fluviatile CBS 122367
Lineage: Eukaryota; Fungi; Ascomycota; Dothideomycetes; Pleosporales; Lentitheciaceae
Source: the annotation of a GenBank genome assembly
CCCGCAUCCAGCCGCUUCAACGCACACUUUCAUCUAUAUACUCUGCGCCGUCACCUUCGAAUUAACAACCUCUCCUCUACUCCCUCUCUUCCGUCAACAUAUCUCGCUUUCCUUGCCCAAGCUAAACCACAUUCCAUCCCAAACAUACCAUGCAGCUCCUCAAUCUCCUCGCGACCCUCAUGGGCCUCUUGUUUCUUGUCCUCGUCAGUCCCGUCCUCAGCACCGACACCUCCUGCAGUGCCGAAGGCUACAUUCCCUCCAUGGCCACUGCAUCCGAGAGCCCGCUCGCCGUCAUCGGCACGUACAGAGGACAGGAUUGCCCCGCAAGCGACACGGAGUCUUGCAAGUUGACCAUCUACGAAGAUGGGAAGUGUUUCCAGUUCUUGCCCGACACGGAGAGCUUGAGGGUCUUUGAUUCAGACAAGACGAAGUUGAAGUAUAAUUCUCGUAAGUGAGAGAUUGGCACCGAAUCGUCCUAUCACGAGGGUUCCG